Raphanus sativus (radish) is the source of this 1435-nucleotide messenger RNA. RefSeq names its product putative serine/threonine-protein kinase. Bases 198 to 1301 code for a protein of 367 amino acids. Gene Ontology annotation, molecular function: ATP binding; protein kinase activity. NCBI's taxonomy places the organism in Eukaryota, Viridiplantae, Streptophyta, Magnoliopsida, Brassicales, Brassicaceae. Gene Ontology annotation, biological process: protein phosphorylation. The transcript has a single exon. The record is from RefSeq and is a predicted model, not a curated record.
GCGCGGAUCAAGAUCUAGUUUUAAUUUUAAAGUUAAUCAUCAAUCAAUGAGUCGUACAUUGACCAGAGAAAAAAAAAACGAGUCGCUGUUGAAUUAUCCUUCCUUCACCCCUCGCAAUCAAUGGCGCUGGUCAUCUCUCUCCACAAUAAUCUCUCUCUCCGUUUCAUACUUCAUCUCUUCCACCAAACCACCGCCAAAUGGAUUACAGACUCCCAGCCAUCAUCGCCGCCUCGGCGACCUCCAUCCUCAUCUUACUCCUCCUCAUCAUCACCAUCUUCCUCUGCCGUCGCCGCCACGCCAUCCAAAACCACCCCCGCCGCGACCAAACCCACCAACAAAGAACCACCACUCCGAACUCAUCCACAGCCCUCAACCCCGCCGUGAGCAGCGAAAGCACGAGCUUCGACCCAUCCAUCACCGAGAUAUCCAUGUCCGAACUCUCCAUAGCAACCAACAACUUCUCCUCUGAUCUGAUCGUCGGCGACGGGAGCUUCGGCUUGGUCUACCGCGCGAAGCUCGCGAACGGCCCCGUAGUAGCAGUCAAGAAACUCGACCGCGACGCUUUACAAGGACUCCGCGAGUUCACCGCCGAGAUGGAAACCUUAAGUAGCUUACGUCACCCGAACAUAGUUCGGAUCUUGGGUUACUGCAUCUCGGGACCGGACCGUGUCUUGAUCUACGAGUUCUUGGAGAAAGGGAGCCUUGACUCUUGGCUUCACGAGAGCAACACGGUCAACGCUUCUUACGCGCUACCGUGGGCCACACGCUUGAGGAUAGCGUACGAUGUGGCCAAAGGCCUGGCUUACCUUCACGGUCUUCCUAAACCGAUCAUCCACAGAGAUAUUAAGUCCAGCAACGUGUUGCUUGACCCGGACUUCGGGGCCCAUAUAGCUGACUUUGGGCUGGCGCGUAGCAUCGACGCGUCUAUGUCUCAUGUCUCCACGCAGGUGGCGGGGACCAUGGGGUACAUGCCUCCCGAGUAUUGGGAAGGGAACACCGCGGCGACGGUGAAGACGGAUGUGUAUAGUUUUGGGGUUUUGAUGUUGGAGAUGGCGACACAGAGACGGCCUAACUGGCCGGUGGUUGUGGAUGAUGGGAAGGAGGUUGGGUUGGCCCAAUGGGCUGUGAUGUUAGAGGGGAAGAAUAGGUAUAAUGAAAUGGUUGAGGCGAGUUUUGUUGGUGAGAUGGGUGUGGAUGAGUAUUUUGGGAUUGCGAGUCUUUGUAUAAAAGAGGCGAGUAGAGAACGGCCUACGAUGAGUCAAGUUGUGAAGCUAUUGGAAGAGGUUUUGGUGAGUGAGUGAAUGAGUGAUGUAGUUAUUAGUUGAUAGGUUAGAUUUCAAUAUGAUUGUAUUUGUUGUGUUGUUUAUAAAAAGUGAAGUUUGAGCAAUGUAAUAAUUUGCAAAAAAUAAAGAAAAAUAAGAAAUAUAUUGUGACA